GAAGCGCUGUAAGAGAAACAGGAAAUAAUGAUUUGAUAACAAUUAGUUCAUGGAUUGGACCUAAUUUGGCUUGACACAUUCAUGUGUACAAUGGAAUGAAACUUCUGGUUGGAUUCUCUUUCUUUUUUGAGAAAUCUUAACAAAAGAUUUAAAAAAGUCACUCUCCCCUCCCUGACUCAGCUUUAUAUAACUGCGAUGCAUCGAUGCGUCUACGUUCCACUGCCCAAAGUGACCCAAAGCUCAUUCCCAAACAGAUUGUUGAUACUCCUUUUGUGCAGCAUCACUUUAAGUGCACACAACUUGGGCAAACACCCCCAAACCAAGAAUAGACUUGGCAUGAGUCAUGAUGUUGCAACAAAAAGCUCAGUUUGAUUUAGCUCUCAUCUAUUUGUGUGUGUGUGCGUGUGUGUCUGUUCACACGAGUACCACAUAAUGCAAGUCCCUGUAUGGUUUUGUACCAAAGGGACAACAACUAAAGCCCCUUUGCUAUUGGUUGUGUUUGCUCGCCGCAGUGCUAUUUUUGGGCCAGCUGACCAUUCCAUACUGUCCUCUCCCUGUGGACUCUGCUUUGCUGACAGGACAACAUGGAUACUGGAAAGAGUGACCUGCAGCAAGUGAAGUGGGGGAUUACGAAGAAGGUAGAGGGAUGAUCUGAGGGAUAGCUGGGUUCUUGGAGGGGUGUCACAUAUUCUCCACAACAACUCGUUUCAUCUGGAGAUGUGUGUUGACUCCUGGCCUACAUUUACUACUGCCAUUUGUCAUAGUCAAAAACAGCCUCUCAGCAGCAGCAGCAGCAGCUCUGGGCUGAUUCGUGACAUGUGCACCGUCUUCACCAAGAAUCCUGCAACUCUGAGAAGUCUACUUCUUAGUGAGGGAGUCAUAAACUGGGGGAAAACAACUGAGUUCAGAGGCAUACCAAGAUCACUUUGCCAUCUCGUCAGGGAACUUGCCUCACUCAAUGGGCUCCAUGUCAAAGAAUAUGAGGAUUAUGACAUCUUCAUACACCACAACCCGGAGAAAAAGGACUGGCAAAAGAAAGUGUUGCCACUGCCAAUUUCCAUUCUUGAAGAGUCCCACGCUGAGCUUGCGGAUGCACAGUUGCCUUAUGGAGGCAGCCAGGAGAGCCUGAACUACAUGAGAGCCUGUAUCCGCCAUCUGCCAAACCACUGUGUGACGGAUGAAAAGGGCCAGCCUGUGUCCUGGAUGCUGACUGACGAGCUGUGUGAGCUGAGAAUGGCUUACACCAUGCCGGAGUACAGACAGACCGGUCACCUCCGGGCCCUGUCUCAGGCUCUGAUCCACAGGAUGAGCUCUAUGGGUCUGCCCAUUUACUGCUGCAUCUUCCAGCAGAACCAGGUCGCUAUUAAGGCUGCGACCUCUUUCGGCUUUGAUGCUUAUCCCAUUAUGGAGACGCUCUUUUCAAUGGUAAUAUGCAAAGACAGAGUCUGAGUAAGCCAAACUAAAACUAAUGACAAUAAAGUCUGUUGGAUGAAUAAAACUGCAAUAACAAAAAUAUGUUUGUAUGCUUGUU
Molecule: messenger RNA, 1531 nt
Organism: Scatophagus argus
Lineage: Eukaryota; Metazoa; Chordata; Actinopteri; Scatophagidae
Product: glycine N-acyltransferase-like protein 2
Exons: 5
Coding region: 718-1449 (243 amino acids)
Cellular component (GO): mitochondrion
Molecular function (GO): glycine N-acyltransferase activity
Source: RefSeq, a predicted model, not a curated record